AUGGAGCGAAAUAGCAGCAUCCCAACACGUUGCACACCAUGGGUGUACGAUGACAUUACAGCUUGCAACCGUGUGUGGAUUGUAGGAUACUACGUUCCAUUGGUACUAGUAGUAGGAGCUGUGGCAUUUACAGGCUAUAAAAUUAUCAGACACUCGCGAAGAGUUCAGGAAAAGCCAAAUUAUGCAAGUGAACUAGCGGUGGAUGGCAAUGACGAGCAUAAACCUUUGUUAGCAGAUCACAAUGGGGCCGCCUAUCAGGCCCGUGAUGGGGAUGAAGACAAUGAAACGCCUACUACAAAAGUCACCCUCAAGGAAGAUCAUUUUUCCAUUGAAAAGAUAAAGCUCACAGAUGCUCAGGGCAAGCCUCAUGGCGUCGUACAAGUUGUAAGACGUGGGUUCAUUGAGAAAACGCGAGUGGUUUUCGAGUUUCUAGCAUGUUUGGCUCAGCUUGCGAUCCACGCGUUUGUAUGGGCGCGUUUCGCUGGUGACUCCAGCGAAUUUCCCCUAGGUGCAAUCGUUGCACGUACAGUUCUAUGGGCUUGGUUGGUUGUGGUGGUCGUCCUUCGUCUUGCCAACAUCAACCAGCAGGUCAAUUGGAUCUGUAAGUACCCUGGGAAUCUAUGGACCGUGUCGUUCGUGUCCUAUAUGGUUCUUUUUGGUGCGCAGGUCCUUCCACUAAGAUCCUAUCUGAUAGGACAUAUCGAUGGCCGUGUCGCACAACAAUACACACUUUCGCAAUUCUACUUAAACUUGACUUUGUUCCUGUUGUUGUUUACCGCUAAAAUCGGAAACAGUUACGCAUACAUUUACCGCACCGACGCAGGCAUCACUCCAUCUGUCGAACCAGUCACAUCCAUAUUCGGGUUUAUCACAUGGUCUUGGCUCGAUGGCUUUAUCUGGGAAGCAAACAAGCAGUCUAUCAAGGUCAAAGACAUUUGGGGUCUCAUGCUUGAAGAUUACUCUCUUUUCGUGCUCAAGAAAUAUAAGAACUCCAUCAAAAACAAAGACAGAAACCUUUCGCACAACCUGUUUUGGUUUUUUGUCAAAUACCUCGGGCUUCAAGGUUUCUGGGCUUGCUUCGAUAGUGUUCUAAGUUUUGUUCCCACAUUACUACUCAAGCGGAUCCUUGAAUACGUCGAUGACCAGUCUACUGCGCCUAAAAAUUUGGCGUGGUUCUACGUGUGCGCAAUGUUUUUCUCCAGGAUUGCAGUUGCAAUAUGUCAAUCCCAAGCUCUUUUCUUUGGCAGAAGGGUUUGUAUUAGAAUGAAGGCUAUCAUAAUCUCAGAGAUUUAUAGCAAAGCGCUAAGGAGAAAAGUAUCCCCUAAUGUUUCGAAACCCACCACAGAUGAAGUCGACCCACAAACUUUGAAUUCUAAAGAGAAUGUAGAUGCUGAUGAAGAAUCCGGUACUGCAAACCUAGGUGCUAUCAUCAAUCUAAUGUCUGUGGAUGCCUUCAAAGUCUCUGAAAUAUGUGCUUAUCUACAUGCCUUCGUGGAAGCAUCUAUCAUGACCGUCGUAGCAUUGAUUCUUCUUUAUAAUCUACUCGGAUGGUCGGCUUUGGUCGGUGCUGCAUUAAUUGUGGCGUUACUUCCAAUAAGUUUCAAGCUCACUACGUUGUUAGGCAAGUACCAAAAAGAAUCUCUGGCUGUUACAGACAAGAGAAUACAAAAGUUAAAUGAAACUUUCCAAGCUAUUCGCAUUAUCAAAUUCUUCUCGUGGGAAGAGAAUUUUGAGAAAGAAGUUCAGGAUAUCAGAGAGCAGGAACUAAAAUUGAUUAUGAAGCGUUCUAUCGUGUGGGCGCUUGCCAGUUUUGUUUGGUUCAUUACCCCGGGUCUAGUGACGUCUGCGACUUUUGGUGUCUACAUAUAUGUGCAGGGCCGAGUCUUGACUACCCCCAUCGCCUUCACGGCUCUUUCCCUAUUCGUACUGUUGAAAAACCCACUUGAUCAGUUAUCCGACAUGUUGAGCUUUGUCAUCCAGUCUAAGGUGUCUCUAGAUAGAGUCCAAGACUUUUUGGAGGAGGAAGAAACCGAAAAAUACGAACAAAUCACUGUUGGUACCAACAAAAUAGGUUUCGAAAAUGCUACCUUUUCUUGGGAUAUGAAAAAUGCUGAUUUCAGACUCAAAAAUCUGAACCUCGACUUCAAAGUUGGUAAAUUGAAUGUUGUUCUUGGUCCCACCGGGUCUGGUAAGACGUCUCUGCUUAUGGGUCUACUAGGUGAGAUGGAUUUGAUAGAUGGAAAAGUAUACACUCCUUGCUUGGACGCCAGAGAAGAUCUAAUUGUGGAAAACGAUGGUAUGACGAACUCUGUGGCCUACUGUUCUCAAGCUGCGUGGCUGUUAAAUGACACUGUUAGAAACAAUAUUCUAUUCAGCAGUCCAUAUAAUGAGGCUAGGUACAAUGCAGUGGUAGAAGCCUGUGGGCUAAAACGCGAUUUUGAGAUUUUAAAUGCUGGUGACCAAACUGAAAUUGGAGAAAAGGGCAUCACACUCUCAGGUGGCCAAAAGCAAAGAAUUUCUUUGGCACGGGCUUUGUACUCGUCAUCCAGACAUCUCUUGUUAGAUGAUUGUCUCAGCGCUGUUGAUUCUCAUACUGCUCUAUGGAUCUAUGAGAACUGUAUUUCGGGACCUUUGAUGCAAGGCAGAACCUGCAUACUCGUUUCUCACAAUGUAGCAUUGACUUUGAAAAAUGCUGACUGGGUAGUGUACAUGGAAAAUGGUAAAAUAAAGGAUCAAGGCGAACCCCUUGAACUUUUCAACAAGGGUUUGUUGGGGCAGGACGAACUUGUCAAGACUAGCAUUCUCUCUCGUGGGGCGUCAUCGACAAGUCUAAGUCGCAAGGCAGCCAAAAGCGGUGUUGAUUUGAGCAAACUGAGCAGCAAGAUCGAGGAGGAAAGUACCUUGCCCAAAAAGGACCUACCAACUGAAGAGGACAAAAUCAAAUUGGGGAAACUCAUCGAGGAGGAGACCAAAUCCGAAGGUGUCGUUAGUCUGGAUGUCUACAAGUGGUAUGCAAAGUUAUUUGGUGGUUGGAAAAUGGUCUCAUUUUUGGCUUUUGUGUUUUUGAUGUCGCAAGGUGUUCACAUCUCUGAGUCCUUAUGGGUUCGUAACUGGGCGUCUCACAACACUUACGACGCGAUCAAGAGAAGUGCGGUCAAGGCUUUUUCCUCAAAACUUGUUAGCUCAUUCCUCCCAUUAGGAGCACAAGAAAUGUACUUCCAAGUGGAUCCCGUGUCGAUUUCGCCUUCAGUGGCAUCUACACCUGACGUCAUUUCCAACUCAGAGACCACCGUACACUCAACCGCCUACUAUCUUUCGAUUUACUUCCUCAUUGGUGUAGCUGUUGCAGUCAUUUCCGCUUCUAAGACCAUCAUAAACUUCAUAGCAGGUCUCAAUGCGUCAAGGAAAAUAUUCAAUCUCGUUUUAAAGAAAGUGUUAUACGCAAAAUUGAGAUUUUUCGACUCCACACCCAUUGGUAGAAUCAUGAACCGCUUUUCGAGAGACUUGGAAGCUGUUGACCAAGAUUUAACACCUUACGUGGAAGGUGCAUUUGUCUCCUUGAUCCAAUGUUUGUCAACCGUUUUACUAAUUGCUUACAUUACUCCUGGAUUUCUCUUUGUUGCAAUAUUCGUUGGUUUGAUGUACUACUUUGUUGCCUACUUCUACAUGGUCGGAUCUAGAGAAUUGAAAAGGUUUGAAUCAAUGAGUCGCUCGCCAAUACAUCAACACUUUUCUGAAACUUUGGUAGGUAUCACGACAAUCCGUGCUUUUGGAGACGAGCGUCGUUUCAUGGAAGCCAAUUUGUCAAAGAUAGACGAAAACAAUAAGCCUUUCUUUUACUUGUGGGUUGCCAACCGUUGGUUAGCGUUUAGAAUAGACUUGAUUGGUGCAAUUGUUAUUUUUGCUGCAGGUGUGUUUGUUUUGUUGAACAUCUCGAAAUUGGAUUCCGGUUUGGCGGGUAUUUCGUUGACAUAUGCGAUUUACUUCACUGAGGGCGCUUUGUGGCUUGUUCGACUCUAUUCCAAUGUGGAAAUGAACAUGAAUUCUGUCGAGCGUUUGAAAGAGUAUAUGGACAUUGAACAAGAACCUCACUUUCAGAGUACACAUAACCCACCACCCGAAUGGCCAAGUCAAGGUAAAAUUGAGGUCAAUGACCUAUCGUUACGCUACGCGCCUAAUUUACCCAAGGUUAUCAAGAAUGUUUCUUUCACUAUUGAACCUAACGCCAAA
Messenger RNA from Lachancea lanzarotensis, 4230 nucleotides. The record is from the annotation of a RefSeq genome assembly. Lineage: Eukaryota; Fungi; Ascomycota; Saccharomycetes; Saccharomycetales; Saccharomycetaceae.